Messenger RNA from Haliotis rufescens (red abalone), 1999 nucleotides. Its product is annotated as collagen alpha-4(VI) chain-like. The transcript has 3 exons. Bases 216 to 1316 code for a protein of 366 amino acids. Lineage: Eukaryota; Metazoa; Mollusca; Gastropoda; Lepetellida; Haliotidae. The record is from RefSeq and is a predicted model, not a curated record.
CAAUACUGAGUCAUGCACGGACGAACGGAAGCAAAGCCGGCAGUGAUAAGCCCUUGGUCGGAGUAGCAACGUACGCAUUGCAAGAAGGAACAGCCGUCUCCUAUUUUCCCGGACCAUGGCCAACACUGCAGACAAGACUCCGGAAUACACACUCCACUUGGCCGCUGGCAUCUGAUUGUAACGUAGGACAAAUACUCUCCGUGUGUAUCGUGGACAUGGAGAUGAGAAGCAUUCUUGUUUUAUGCGUAUUCCUUGCUUGUAUUCACGAGAAGCUGGUUUCAUCUCAAUCAUGUCCAUCAGUGAGACGGGACCUGGUCAUCCUACUGGACAGCUCAGGUAGCGUAACAAAGCAAGACUUCGAGAGGGCAAAACAGUUUCUGGAAAGUUUCAUCGGUGACCUUGAAGUCAGCGACGAGGGCUACCAGAUUGCCGUGGUACGUUUCUCAGACGGCACACGGCGUGAAGCCAAGCUGGGGCAGUUUAAUGGAAAGAAAGGAGAACUGAUGGCAAAGGUGAUGAAGAUCUACCACAAUGGCGGGGGAACCAACACAGCCAAGGCUCUGAACUACGCUCUGACAAAGAUCCUAACGAAGAGAAACAGGGAUGAGGUACCGGAUCAGAUUCUGACUCUAACCGACGGAAAGUCUGACGACAUGGAGGCCACAGCUAAAGUGAUAGAGGCAGCGCGUGCGAAGCACGUGGAGAUGAUUUCGGUGGGGGUCGGGGCGGGAGUGAACGACACAGAACUUCGAAACCUGGCGUCAAGGCCAGAGCUCAUGUUCAAGGUCAACAGUUACGCCGAGCUAAGCAGCAUCAAAAGUCAACUUGUCGCGUUGUCAUGCGGACUGACGACGACAAUCCCUACAACCACUUCAACUACAACUACAACCACAACAACGACGAUUCCAACAACAACAACACCAUCAACUACAACAACGACGACCCAAGCGACAUCCACGACGACCCCGACUACAACAACGGCUAAUCCAGCCACGACCUCCACAACAUGGGAAACGACAACGUCAAGUACCGUCACACCAACUCUCAACUCAACAUCGGCAAUAAACAUUUCUCUUCCUUUCUCAAACUCAACAAAUGACGAGCCAUCUCGGGACCUUGACCACAACCACGAGGUCAUCAACAACGGUUUAAGAGAGAGGCGGAAUAUGGUGGAGUCGGCGUCCACGCACUGGAAGAAGGUGGUGGGGACGUCGGUGGCGGUGUUUGCACUGACUGCGAUCGUCUCAGGGAUGAUUGCGAUAAUCGUCAGAAAUCGCAGGAAAAGAAAUAGGAAACACACACUCGAGACACUUUGAGUAUUCGAACCACUCCCUUGACGUAAACAUUGAGAUACCGUUGCCUUUGUUUUCUUCUUUAAUAUUCUGCGUUAAACGCCUUGAGUGCAUGUGCAAAAUAUAUACUAAUUAAGGUCACCCUUAAUAUUUCAAGGGCGGUCGGGUAGCCUAGUGGUUAAAGCGUUCGCUCUUCACGCUGAAGACCCGGGUUCGAUUCCCGACAUGGGUACAAUGUGUGAAGCCCAUUUCUUGUGUUCCCCGCCGUGAUAUUGCUGGAAUAUUGCUAAAAGCGGCGUAAAAACAUACUCACUCACUCACUCACUCACUUAAUAUUUCAACGUACUCCAUGCUGCGGUGGGCUGGUGAUAAUUUUUUAAUCAAAUUAUCGGUCAUUUCCAGCAAAUUCUACGAAUUAUUGAGCUAUUGAAGCAAAAUCCUAUUGUAAUUGAUUUAUGUUAUAUAAACUUGGAACCCACAAAAUAACAUAGAUUGAUGCACAUAUUCCUCGAAAAAUGAAUGCCUUUUGAAGAUUUUGCUAAGUGUCAUAUGUGGCAAAUUCAAUUACAACACAUGGUCCCUUGCAUGCGUGCAUCUAUAUUGAGUAUACUGGCUGUGACCGUCGCGUUGUUGAAGGGGGCCCUGAUUUCCGUUGUGUAUAAUACUUAUGAACACAGUUGUUAAUAAUAAAUCUCUUUUCCAUGUGA